AUGCUGCUGCGCUUGCGGUCCAGGGAUGGGCUUGAGAGGAUAGAGGUGGAUGACGGCGCCAACCUAUCCGCGCUAAAGGCCGCUAUCAAUGCCAAGCUGGCCAUCCCCCUGGACGAUAUGUUGCUGUCUAAGCAGCCGGGGCUCCUCACCAGCAAGGAGCCGUACAGCUUCAGAGAUCUAGCCAUCAACGACGCAUCCCUUAGGUCCCAAGGUGUCUCGCACGGCGAUAUGGUGUACCUGUUGUACAGCUUCGAACGCCAGGUGGAGCCGGCGGUCCGGCCAGCAGGUCGGUCCAAGCCUUUUGGAGUUCAUAUGACGCUGAAUGACGUGAUGGCCAAGGUAAUCAAGAUUGAGCGGCAGGAGAAGCCUCUUGUCUCAGCGAUAAGCUUUGACCGGAAUGCCGCCAACGUAUUCCAGUCGUACCUGCAAGGCGCGUUCAACUUUUCAAUCAAGCGUGGGGGCCUCUUGUACGGCAACGUGGACGAUGAUAAAACAGUAAAGGUGGACUUCAUUUACGAACCACCACAGGAGGGCUCCUCCGACAAGCUGCAGCUCCAGCGGCAUACCCCUGAGGAGCAGCAGGUGGACCUGCUGGCUCAGUUGCUGGGCUACCGCAAGGUGGGCUUCAUAUUCUGCCAGAGCGUCAAGGCACAGAAGGCGGCGGCGGAGAGCGACUACAUCAUCAACACGGAUGAGCUGAUCAUGAUGGCGGCAAUGCAGGUGAGGGAAGGAAGGGGGGAGCAUUGCACCACAGCGCUUGUCACCUUGGUGGAGGAGCCGGAGACCGGCCCGCAGGUUCAUUUCGAGGCGUUCCAAUGCAGCGAUUUGGCGGUCCGGCUGGUUCGCGAGGGCUGGGUGGUGGCCCGGGACCCUGUGGAUGGAGUCUCCCGAAUGGUUAACCCCAAGGAGCCCGAAUUGAAGCAGCCAGUCAUGCUUAACAACCGGGAUACCGACGAGGUGGACAACGAUUGGUUCUUGUGCCCGGUGAGCAUCCGGGAUCACGACGGCCGUCUCACAACUUCGUUCCCCGUGGAAAACCGACUCACGCCACAGGGUAGGACCGAGCUUCGGGAGCACCUCAAGCGCAUGUCCUCGCGGCCCUACGUGGAGCGCCUCUCGGACUUCCACCUGCUGUUGUGGCUGGCCAAGCAACCCAACCUGGACCCCAAUGAUAUGGCACUACUGUGCGAGGCGGUGCGGGAGCACAGACCCGUGCUGGAGGGGUACCGAGUCAUCAUCGACUCCAUCGCAGGCAUCUCACAGUGA
This is a messenger RNA of Volvox carteri f. nagariensis, 1266 nucleotides long. RefSeq lists its product as uncharacterized. Bases 1 to 1266 code for a protein of 421 amino acids. The transcript is spliced from 10 exons. Gene Ontology annotation, cellular component: nucleus. Gene Ontology annotation, biological process: ubiquitin-dependent protein catabolic process. The record is from RefSeq and is a predicted model, not a curated record. Lineage: Eukaryota; Viridiplantae; Chlorophyta; Chlorophyceae; Chlamydomonadales; Volvocaceae. Gene Ontology annotation, molecular function: ubiquitin protein ligase binding; ubiquitin binding.